AAGAAGGUUCUUUUUAUAGAAUAGAUAUAAAAGCCACAUCGGACAAAAGCAUAGCAAUUUAAAUAUUUAAAUAAAAACAUAUUUACUCUAACAAGUGGGUUGCUGCAGGAAGCUAUUCUUAAAUUUGCAGGCGUAGUUCUGCAGCUGCUCAUCCUCUCUGUUUUGUAGCUGGAGCGGGUUGGCUAGCAGCUGAGCUGGUAACAAAAAAAAAAUAAAAAAUCUAAGAAAUGGAUAACUGGCUGAAAUUCGUGACGCUGUCAAUCAUGGUGCUGGUAUGUGGUUGCUUAGAGUCCUACCACUUUGCUGUCCUAGUCUUCCUCCUUUUCUCUAUCGGCCUUGUCUUUCGCCAAAUGAGCAUCUCGGUCCCCGAUGAAGCCUCCUCUUCAUCAUCCUCCACCUCCUUGUCCUCCUCGUCGUCCAUCUCGGUCCCCGAUGAAGCCUCCUCUUCAUCAUCCUCCACCUCCUUGUCCUCCUCGUCAUCCUUCUCGGUCCCCGAUGAAGCCUCCUCUUCAUCAUCCUCCACCUCCUUGUCCUCCUCGUCGUUCUUCUCCUUCUCGAAAGGUUCGCUCUACGAUGUGUUCUUAAACUUCAGAGGCAAAGACACACGUAAAAGCUUCACAAGCCACCUCCGUAAAGCAUUAACAAAUGCCGGAGUCAACGUCUUUUUUGACGAAGAAGAAAUAAAAAGAGGAGAAGAAUUAACUAACGUACUAGUGCGGGCAAUCCAAGGUUCUAAGAUGUCAAUCGUCGUCUUCUCAAGCGGGUACGCGGACUCCAGCUGGUGCCUCGAGGAGCUGGUUCAUAUCAUUGAGUGUAGAACAACGCUGGGACAAAUGGUUUACCCGAUAUUCUAUGACAUUGAUCCUUCGGAUGUCAAGAAACAGACUGGUCGUGUUGCGCAAUCGUUGCUGAAACAUACAGAUAAAAAGAAGGUAGCGAGGUGGAGAGCUGCUCUUACUCUUGCUGCAAAUUUGGCUGGAUGGCAUCUCGAAAACAGGUAUCUACUAAGUUCUUCUUUUAUGAAUUCAGGCUUUAACGUAUCUUUAUUUACUUUCGGUUUAUAGAUUCAAUAAAACCUAUGUUGCACCAACACUGGGAAACCCCAAAGUGUUCGGACACGGUUUUGACACGAUCAAGACACGGCAGGGAUCUUUU
This is a messenger RNA of Malus domestica (apple), 1155 nucleotides long. Lineage: Eukaryota; Viridiplantae; Streptophyta; Magnoliopsida; Rosales; Rosaceae. The record is from RefSeq and is a predicted model, not a curated record.